CUCGGCGGGCGCGGAGCGCUCUCGCUCCGUCUCCGCACCCCCAGCCCCGGCUCCGCGGCGGCGGCGGUGGGAGUCUGCAGGGCGCUCGCCCCAGGCGCCUCCGCAGCUGACAGCGGCCUCGGCAGCAGCGAGCUCGCGUCCCGGGCCCGCUGUCCUGCGGCCCCGGGUCCCCGCGUCCCUUGUCGCCCAUCCCGCCCCUCCCUCCCCCAUGGAGCCGCUGCUGCGGGCCGAGCUGCGCACCACGACCCUGCGCGCCUUCGGGAGCCCGGGCGCCGGCUGCAUCAGCGAGGGGCGCGCCUACGACACCGAUGCAGGCCCCGUGUUUGUCAAGGUCAACCGCAGGUCGCUGGCCCGGCAGAUGUUUGAGGGGGAGAUGGCGAGCCUGGAGGCUCUUCGGAGCACCGGCCUGGUGCGGGCGCCUCGGCCCAUCAAGGUGAUUGACCUGCCUGGAGGUGGGGCGGCCUUCGUGAUGGAGCAUCUGAAGAUGAGGGGCCUGAGCAGCCAGGCAGCAAAACUUGGAGACCAGAUGGCAGAGCUGCACCUUUACAACCAGAAGCUCGGGGAGAAGUUGCGGGGGGAGGAGAGCAGAGUGGGUCAGAGGGCUGAGGGUGCCGGGCCGCAGCAUGUGACCAAGUUUGGCUUCCACACGGUGACCUGCUGUGGCUUCAUCCCGCAGGUGAACGAGUGGCAGGACGACUGGCCAACCUUCUUCACGCGGCACCGGCUCCAAGCACAGCUGGACCUCAUUGAGAAGGACUAUGCUGACCGAGAGGCACGAGAACUCUGGUCACGGCUGCAGGUGAAGAUCCCGGAUCUGUUUUGUGGCCUAGAGAUUGUCCCCGCCCUUCUUCACGGGGACCUCUGGUCCGGAAACGUGGCGGAGGACGACUUGGGGCCCGUCGUGUAUGACCCGGCCUCCUUCUACGGCCACUCUGAGUUCGAACUGGCCAUUGCCUUGAUGUUCGGGGGUUUUCCCAGGCCCUUCUUCACCGCCUACCACCGGAAGGUCCCCAAGGCUCCCGGGUUUGACAGGCGGCUGCUGCUCUACCAGCUCUUUAACUACCUAAACCACUGGAACCACUUCGGGCGGCAGUACAGGAGCCCGUCCCUGGGCACCAUGCGGAAGCUUCUCAAGUAGCAGCCAGCUCCGUCCCGUCCCGGCUCAGACGCCUCGCAAAGCUGGGGCCGCAGUGCCGGAGGGACUUCAGGACAAUAAAGCCCUUGGGGUCUCGGGGAUGGAACCGCG
Phacochoerus africanus (Common warthog) is the source of this 1246-nucleotide messenger RNA. It is a transcript of the gene FN3K, whose product is annotated as fructosamine 3 kinase. NCBI's taxonomy places the organism in Eukaryota, Metazoa, Chordata, Mammalia, Artiodactyla, Suidae. The transcript has 6 exons. The record is from RefSeq and is a predicted model, not a curated record. The coding region runs from base 209 to 1138 and encodes 309 amino acids. Gene Ontology annotation, biological process: fructosamine metabolic process.